UUGCGUAGCGCUGCAGCUGGCGGAGGCACUAGCGCAGCCCGCGCGUGCGGCAGGGCCGCGACCGCGCCACGUCCAAGCACCACGAGCCCGAGGACACCCUGCGCCUCACACACGAGCGGGUCAGUUGAGUGUGUUGGAGGCGCUGCAGCUGGCGGAAGCGCUGGCGCGCAGCCCGCGCGUGCGGCAGGGCCGCGACCGCGCCACGCCCAAGCACCACGAGCCCGAGGACACCCUGCGCCUCACACACGAGCAGGUCAGUUGAGUGUGUUGGUAGCGCUGCAGCUGGCGGAGGCGCUGGAGCAUAGGCCGCGCGUGCGGCAGGGCCGCGACCGCGCCACGCCCAAGCACCACGAGCCCGAGGACACCCUGCGCCUCACGCACGAGCAGGUCAGUUGA
Messenger RNA from Parnassius apollo (apollo), 396 nucleotides. The record is from the annotation of a GenBank genome assembly. NCBI's taxonomy places the organism in Eukaryota, Metazoa, Arthropoda, Insecta, Lepidoptera, Papilionidae.